This is a messenger RNA of Syngnathus acus (greater pipefish), 3574 nucleotides long. It is a transcript of the gene prpf4bb, whose product is annotated as pre-mRNA processing factor 4Bb. Gene Ontology annotation, molecular function: ATP binding; protein serine/threonine kinase activity. The record is from RefSeq and is a predicted model, not a curated record. The transcript has 16 exons. The coding region runs from base 36 to 3089 and encodes 1017 amino acids. NCBI's taxonomy places the organism in Eukaryota, Metazoa, Chordata, Actinopteri, Syngnathiformes, Syngnathidae. Gene Ontology annotation, biological process: mRNA cis splicing, via spliceosome; peptidyl-threonine phosphorylation; peptidyl-serine phosphorylation.
GCGAGGAGGAAGAAGAGGUCCUUCGGUUGAGGAAAAUGGCCGACGUCGAAAUGGAAAUCGCGUCGAGAAGAAUGAAUAAUUUCAACGAGCACGUGAAACAAGAAAUGGAAAGUCACGAGAGAAGUGGCAAUGAGGACAGUGGAGACGUUUCAGAGGAAGAGGAGGAAGAAGAGGAGGAGGCCGAGACCAACGGCGAGAAGCCUGAGGAAACCGCCAAGCAGCACGGUAGCAGCGGCGGCGGCGGCGGUGGAAAACACAAGCGAAAAAAACACAAGCAUCGUGGAAAACACAAGAAACACAAGCACGCCUCGGAGGAGGACAAAGAGAAGAAGCGCAAGCAUCGCCACAAACACAGGAAACACAAGCGCAACAAGGAGGGAGCCUCCCCCACCCCCGCCGCCGUCAUUAUGGCCUCGUCGGGACACAAGAAAGGUGAAAGCUCCCCCUCGUCGGGCAACCCCGGCCUGGACGACCGGGCGUUGCUGGAAGACCUGGAGAAGCAGAGGGCCAUGAUCAAAGCUGAGCUGGACAGUCAGCUGAUGGAGGGUAAAGUCCAGUCGGGCAUGGGCCUCAUCCUGCAGGGUUACAACUCGGGCUCGGAAGAGGACGGCGGAGAGGCCCGCGUCCGAAACGGGGAGCAGCGCCAGAGGGCCGCCGCGGGGAAAGUCAACUCCCCCCGCGCAGGGGGCGCCGCUAAAUCCAGACGGGACUCCACUGAUGGCAGCAGGACCACCUCCAAGCGCCACAGCCCCGGCAAGUCGACGGAGCGGCCCGCCAAGGAUUCCAGGCAGGACAAGGUGAGCAAAAGCGGCAAGGAUGCUAGCCUCAAGGACAGAGGACGUGCCAGGAGUGCCUCCAAGGAGAGGAAACAUUCAGACGCCACCGAGAGGGCCAAGGAGAGGAGCGGGAAGUCCCCCUCGGAGCAGAAAAGCGCCCGCGCCGACAAACAACGCCCUUCACCGCAACGGGAUGAACGGCACGCGCAGGAAAAGGGGCGGCCGCGAUCCCGCUCGCCCGGACGCGAGCGGCCCGCUCGCCUCGACGCCGAACGGGACAAGAGACCCACCAAGUCGCCGUCCAAGGACGCGUCGUCCGGCAAGGAGAACCGCUCGCCGCACCGACGGCCGCAGCGCAGCCCUGUCAGGAAGCGCAGCGUCUCGCCUCGCGCCAGAGACGCACGACAUGCCUCGGCUGGCGCAGCUGACCGCACCAGACCCAGGUCGCCGCUACCGCCCCCGCCCCCGAGGAGGGGGCGCUCGCCAGACCUCCGCAGGAGAGAAGCAGACAGGCAGGAUUCGCCACUCAGGAAACGACUUCGCGCUGAACCCGGGUCGGGUCGAGACCGCUCGCGAGACAAGAGUCCCCCGGUGUCCUCGCGCCGCCGUAUGAGCCGCUCGCCGCUCCGGCGGCGCUCCCCGUCGCUGCGACGACGCUCACGCUCGUCACCUCGCAGACGUAGCCGUUCUCCGCUGGUACAUAGAUCCGGUGAACGAGACCGAUACGGGAGGCUCCGGCAGUACCGGCGCUCCAUGUCACGCGAUCGCGACAGGAGACGACGACGACGCAGCAGAGACGAGGACAAGUUCAAAGGAAGCCUCUCGGAGGGUCAGAAGGUCGACCAGGAGUCCUCAGAAGAAGACAUGCUGGAUGACUUUGACAGCGAGGAGGUGGAUGAGGAGGCCUUGAUCGAACAGCGCCGGCAGCAGCGGAUGGCCAUCGUACAGAAAUACAAGGCGGCCGGCGAUGACUCCAACAUGAUGUCGGAGCCCAACAGCCCGCAGAGCAGCACACGCAGCCGCUCGCCGUCGCCCGACGACAUCCUGGAGCGCGUGGCCGCAGACGUCAAGGAGUACGAGCGUGAGAACCUCAACACCUUCGAGGCUAGCAUCAAGGCCAAGCACAACCUCAUCGCCCAGGAGAAAGACGGGGCCAACCCCAAGAAGCCGUCGGCACCGGAUAUGUUCACCGAGUCGGACGACAUGUUUGCUGCAGACUUUGAUAGUGCCCGGAUGAGAGCCUGUGGAGUCGGCAAGGACUUCAAGGAGAACCCCAACCUGAGGGACAACUGGACCGACGCCGAGGGCUACUACAGGGUCAACAUCGGCGAGACGCUGGACAAGCGCUACGACGUCUACGGCUACACGGGCCAAGGCGUGUUCAGCAAUGUGAUCCGGGCAAGGGACACGGCCAGGGCCGGUCAGGAGGUGGCCGUCAAGAUCAUCCGCAACAACGAGCUCAUGCAGAAGACGGGCUUGAAGGAGCUGGAAUUCCUCAAGAAGCUCAACGACGCCGACCCCGACGACAAGUUCCACUGCCUGCGCCUCUUCAGGCACUUCUACCACAAGCAGCAUCUGUGUUUGGUCUUUGAGCCGCUCAGCAUGAACCUGCGCGAGGUGCUGAAGAAGUACGGCAAGGACGUGGGGCUGCACAUCAAGGCCGUGCGCUCGUACAGUCAGCAGCUCUUCUUGGCCUUGAAGCUGCUCAAGAGAUGCAACAUCCUGCACGCCGACAUCAAGCCUGACAACAUCCUGGUGAACGAGUCCAAGACCAUCUUGAAACUCUGCGACUUCGGCUCGGCCUCUCACGUAGCCGACAACGACAUCACGCCUUACCUGGUCAGCAGGUUCUACCGAGCGCCGGAGAUCAUCAUCGGCAAGCCAUAUGACUACGGUAUCGACAUGUGGUCGGUGGGCUGCACGCUCUACGAGCUCUACACGGGCAAGAUCCUCUUGCCGGGCUCCUCCAACAACCACAUGAUCAAACUGGCCAUGGACGUCAAGGGCAAAAUGCCCAACAAGAUGAUCCGCAAAGGGUUGUUCAAAGACCAGCACUUUGACCAGAACCUCAACUUCCUCUACAUCGAAGUGGACAAAGUCACGGAAAGGGAGAAGGUGACGGUGAUGAGCACCAUCAACCCCACCAAAGACCUGCUGGGCGACAUGAUCGGCGGCCAGCGCCUGCCCGAGGAGCAGCGCAAGAAGGUGAUGCAGCUGAAGGACCUACUGGACGCCACUCUCAUGCUGGACCCUGCCAAGCGCAUCAGCAUCAACCAGGCCCUGCAGCACCCCUUCAUCCAGGAGAAGAUUUGACCAAACAUCGGCUGGGCCUCCUUCCUUCCUUCCUUCCAUCAAAUUUGUGUCGUUUACUGUAAAUACCACACGUCACCUUUUUUUCUUUUUUUAAGCGGCCCGGUCAUUGUAAACUUCCACAGUGACGCUUUAAAUUAAAUGACGUCAAAUCAGUGUAAAUAGUGGACGUCGAUGUGCAUGCCCGUGUACAAAUGGCAAGUUUGGAAGAAUCUGUUUUUGUUGUUGCUCUUUUCUUUCUUUUUUUAAAGCACUGUGGUGUGCUUGAGGCUCCUCAAGUGCCUCCUGCCGUGACAGCCGACCACUUUGCCUCUCCUCGUCCUCGUGUACAUAGACAUCGUCAUCGUCGUUCUUUCCUUCCCCCAUUCACAAAUUGAUGGUUUGGUGACGGUCCAAUCUUGUGAGUACAAUGAAGACUUCAGUAGUUGCUGUUCAGAGAGCACCUUCAAGAUACUUUUUAGUAAUAAAAAAUAUUUCCUAUUAUCAAA